Phytophthora infestans T30-4 is the source of this 591-nucleotide messenger RNA. RefSeq lists its product as uncharacterized. Gene Ontology annotation, molecular function: protein binding. Bases 1 to 591 code for a protein of 196 amino acids. The record is from RefSeq and is a predicted model, not a curated record. Lineage: Eukaryota; Oomycota; Peronosporomycetes; Peronosporales; Peronosporaceae. The transcript has 2 exons.
AUGGAAUCGCUCCCUCACAUCGUGACUCUCGUCGACGAAUAUCUUAAUCCAUUUUCAUCGCGCAAGAAAGUAGGGCGCGCGUGCAGAUUGGGCCUCCCGAGACGAGCACUUAUUUACGCUGCAGCUCGUGAUCCCGAUUGGGACAAUGGUCAGUACAUGGCAGCGGCCGCAGUUAUUUGGGGCUUCGCUCACGUACUACAGUGGCUUAACGAUUGUUACCCAGAGCGCACUUCGUGGGGCGAUGGCGACGAAGGGAUGAGUCGUUGCGGACGCUUUUUGAUGGAUACAGCGGCUGAACACGGCCAUCUUUCAGUGAUGCAAUGGCUGCAUGCGAACCGGAGUGAAGGAUGCACUUAUCGAGCCAUGAACUACGCUGCAGCAAGCGGUCGUCUCGACUUGGUACAAUGGAUUCAUGAAAACCGUAGCGAACCCUGCAGCAUGGAGGCGAUGGACUAUGCUGCCGGUAAGGAGCAUCUUGAGGCUGUGCGCUUUCUCCACGAGAACCGAACUGAAGGGUGUACCAAACACGCGAUGAGCAGUGCUGCUGCGAAUGGCCACUUGGAGAUGGUGCAUAUGGACAUCUCAAUAUAG